Caenorhabditis sp. 36 PRJEB53466 is the source of this 210-nucleotide messenger RNA. Lineage: Eukaryota; Metazoa; Nematoda; Chromadorea; Rhabditida; Rhabditidae. The record is from the annotation of a GenBank genome assembly.
AUGGCCAUUUUGCAACCGAAAUACCGUCCGUUCACUCUGGGAGGCCUUCUGCUCGGAGCCAUCAUGCUCAGAGUUCCGUCUGCGAUGGCGCUGACUGUCACCGAGUUCCCGAGGUGUUCCGACUUUUUCCGCACUCUUGCAGUUGAUGUGAAAGAGUGGGCUCAGGUGAGAAAUAGUAAACAGAGCAGAAAAAAUGUGUUCAUUGACUAA